AUGAAAUCAGAAUCGAGGGAAAAUUUAGUGAGAUCAAAUGCUUCAAGUCAAGAUGAUGUUAACCGAAUAGUUCAUGACGAGGGCUCAGAUAACGAGUUUGAUAAUAUUCCUGAAAAUAUUUUAACUGCGACGGAAAAAAAGUUUUUGUUAACUGCUGAACGUGGUGAUUGUGCAACAGUGAAAACACUUAUUCAAGAAUUUCGUGGUCAGCCUGAAGAACUUAACAUCAAUUGUGUUGAUCCUUUGGAAAGAUCAGCAUUGAUAGCCGCAAUUGAGAAUGAAAAUAUUGAAUUGAUUCAUUUGUUGCUUGACGAAAAGAUUCAUGUUAAAGACGCUCUUUUGCAUGCUAUCAAAGAAGAAUACGUUGAAGCAGUUGAAACACUUUUACAAUAUGAAGAACAAACUCAUAUUGCUGGUGCCCCGUACAGUUGGGAAUCAGUUGACCGUUCGUCAUCGAGUUUCACACAAGACAUUACUCCACUCAUUCUCGCCGCUCAUAAGAAUAAUUACGAAAUCUUAAAGAUUCUGCUUGAUCGUGGAGCUUCAUUACCAAUGCCUCAUGAUGUGCGAUGUGGUUGCGAUGAAUGUGUUGUAUCAUCAGAAGCCGAUUCUCUUCGACACAGUCAGUCACGCAUUAAUGCUUACAAAGCAUUAUCAUCAAGUUCGUUGAUUGCAUUGAGUUCACGCGAUCCCAUUUUAACUGCAUUCGAGUUAAGCUGGGAAUUACGACGAUUAAGUCGAAUGGAAACCGAAUUUCGGGCUGAAUAUAAUGCGAUGAGAAAAAACACGCAAGAUUUUGCAACAGCGUUGUUGGAUCAUUCAAGAACGAGUAAUGAACUUGAAAUCAUGUUGAAUUACAAUCCAAACGGUGAAAAUUGGGAACCUGGAGAAAGACAAACAUUAGAUCGUCUCAAACUUGCUAUAAAAUAUAAACAGAAACAAUUUGUAGCUCAUCCAAAUGUACAACAAUUGUUGGCGAAAAUUUGGUACGAAGGUUUGCCGGGAUUUCGUCGUAAAGGAAUGAUUGGACAAUGUUUUCAAGUUGCUAAAUUAGCAUCAAUGUUUCCCUUCUACUGCACUGUUUAUAUGUUGGCGCCAAACUCAGAAAUUGGACAAUUCAUGAAGAAACCUUUCGUUAAGUUCAUCACACACUCAGCAAGUUAUGCCUUCUUUCUAACUUUGUUGGGAGCUGCAAGUCAACGUGUUGAAUUUUUGUUAUUGGAAUGGCUUGACAAUCCUUGGAUUGAUUCAAUUUUGGAAGAGUGGAAGGCACAUGAACGUGGUGCUUUACCAGGAUUUGCUGAAUUUGCUUGCAUGAUCUACAUCGUCAGUUUGAUCUGGGGUGAGAUACGACCAUUGCAAGUGUCAUUGGGACGAAUGAUAAUUGACAUCAUCAAAUUUUUCUUCAUUUAUACACUCGUGUUGUUUGCAUUUGGAUGUGGCUUGAAUCAACUCUUGUGGUAUUAUGCGGAUUUGGAGAGAGACAUAUGUUAUCAUGAUUCAAGUGGUGAACCAGAUUUUGAUGAUCAAGAGAAAGCUUGUGCUGUUUGGCGACGAUUUGCAAAUUUAUUUGAAACAUCGCAAUCACUGUUCUGGGCGUCUUUUGGCUUAGUAGAUUUAUUGGCUUUUGACUUAAAAGGAAUAAAAAGUUUCACUCGUUUUUGGGCUUUGCUUAUGUUUGGCUCUUAUUCGGUUAUCAACAUAAUUGUUUUGCUAAACAUGCUGAUUGCCAUGAUGUCAAACUCUUAUCAAAUCAUUUCGGAGAGAAGUGACAAGGAAUGGAAAUUUGCACGUUCUCAUUUAUGGAUAAGUUACUUCGAUGACGGUGCGACAUUGCCACCACCUUUCAACUUAUUCCCAACAGUUAAAGUCGUCCGCUGUGGGGAGAAUAAAAGAUGUACUGUUAGUAUCAAAAAACGAUCUCAAGAGAAAGCAAGAAAACGACAUGACAAUGUAAUGAAGCUUUUGGUUCGUCGAUAUGUUUGUGAUGAACAAAGGAAACGAGAUGAUUUUGGUGUAACUGAAGAUGAUGUCAUGGAAAUUCGUCAAGAUAUUAGCACUUUACGUUAUGAGUUAAUUGAUAUCUUCAAUAAAAAUGGAAUGAAAACUCCAACUGUUAAUCGUGAUGCAAAUAAUGUUGCUGGAAAGAAAGGAAAAAUGAUGGAGAGAAGAAUUUUGAAAGAUUUUCAAAUUGGAAUUGUUGAAGGAAUUAUUAAUGAGACACUUCAUAGUGCUGAAGAACCUAAAGAUGUUUUCAGUGCAAUUGCUAAAGCAAUUGGAAAACGCUCCAGUUCUAAGAUGAAAAAAGAGGAUUGGAACACGAUGGUACGUAAAAGCACCAGAAGAAAUAAUCCAAUUGGAUCAACAUCUGAAGCAUUACAACGUCAACGUUCUCGUCAGAGUUUGCGUCGUCAAAUAAUGGAAUCUCAAAAUUCCGGAAUUACUAUGAACACUGAAAGUUUGUUAGAAUUUAAUCCUAAACUUGCUGAUGUAAGUCACACGACAAGAGUUGCUUAUGCUAAAUUUAUGACAUCAAAAAUUAAGAAGGAAUUGAAAUUUGAAAAUGACAAAAUUCAGAUAGAAAAUGAAAAAGUUCGUGCACGUGGAAUUAAAGCUUUGAAUAAAUUUAAAGCAAAUGCUGGUAUUUUGAAGAAAGCAGUGGAAACUAUAAAGGAAUCCACUGAUAAUGAAGUUCCAUCAACUUCAGGAAAUAUUAUUCAAUCUGUUGAAACAGAUCAUUUAACAAUUAAAGAUUUUCGAGCAAGAACACCGAUUGAAGAAGAUCCUAGAGAAGAAAUGCAAACACCUAAUCGGUCUUCGACUCCUGACAGUACUUUAAAUGCAUCAACACCUACACCAACUCCAUUUCCAAGUGAAAUUGCUUCACCAUUAUCAGCUACAUCCACACCUCAAUCCUCCACCAAGCAAACUUCUUCAUCAUCUUCAACAGAAAGUUGUGAACCGACUAACAGUAACUCAUCAAAAAAGAAUUCCAUCACAUCCAAUCCAGAACUCAAUGUUGUGUCACCAGUAUCAUCAAUUACUGACAGUGACGAUGAAAUUAAGGAUGAUGAUGAACCAAAACAUUCAACUCAUCUUAAUGUUCCAAAAGUUUCAAGUCGUUCAAAUUCUCCAACACCUUCUUUAACCAGCGGAGAUAAAGGAAAAUCAAAAAUAUCAGGAAAAACUUUAACUGGUUGGAUCUAA
Molecule: messenger RNA, 3207 nt
Organism: Clunio marinus
Lineage: Eukaryota; Metazoa; Arthropoda; Insecta; Diptera; Chironomidae
Source: the annotation of a GenBank genome assembly